Messenger RNA from Helianthus annuus (common sunflower), 693 nucleotides. RefSeq lists its product as uncharacterized. Gene Ontology annotation, biological process: telomere maintenance; DNA repair. The transcript has a single exon. The coding region runs from base 1 to 693 and encodes 230 amino acids. NCBI's taxonomy places the organism in Eukaryota, Viridiplantae, Streptophyta, Magnoliopsida, Asterales, Asteraceae. The record is from RefSeq and is a predicted model, not a curated record. Gene Ontology annotation, molecular function: DNA helicase activity.
AUGAUAGUCAAUGCUUCUUUGAAUUCUUCUUAUAUAUGGCGGCACUAUCAAGUACUAAAGCUAACUGAGAAUAUGAGAUUAAGAGGAGGUUGUCAGGAAACAGAUUUGAAAGAAAUAAAGGAAUUUGGAGAACAGAUUUUAAAGCUUGGUGAUGGUCUGCUUGGUGAAGAAAAUGAUGGUGAGAUUAAUAUUGAAAUACUAGAUGAUUUACUUAUUCAUGACCAAGUCAAUCCUAUUUCUUCUCUCAUUUCAUUUAUAUAUCCGGACAUGAAUAAGUUUUUGUGGGAUUUAACGUAUUUCCAACAAAGAGCGAUUCUUGUUCCAACUAAUGAAGUAGUGGAUUCAAUAAAUAAAGAGUUGUUAGAGAGUCUGCCUGGUGAAGAAAAGGUUUAUUUUAGUUCAGAUAGUUUAUGCCAAUCGGAGGAAGAAUCAGAGCUUAAUAUGGCAUUGUUUCCUCCUGAUGUGUUAAAAAAUCUUCGCUUAUCUGGUUUACCUAACCAUAAAUUAGUACUGAAACUUGGUGCUCUGGUGAUGUUACUCAGAAACAUUGAUCAGGCAAAUGGAUUGUGUAAUGGUACACGUUUACAAAUCACGAAGCUCGGAAAAGUUGUGAUUGAAGCAAAAAUUAUCACAGGGACUAAUAUACGUCAUCAUACUUUGAUUUCAAGACUUGAAGAUGACACCUUUAGAUAA